This is a messenger RNA of Mytilus trossulus (common blue mussel), 3490 nucleotides long. RefSeq lists its product as uncharacterized. Bases 71 to 1345 code for a protein of 424 amino acids. The transcript is spliced from 5 exons. The record is from RefSeq and is a predicted model, not a curated record. Lineage: Eukaryota; Metazoa; Mollusca; Bivalvia; Mytilida; Mytilidae.
GGAUUUACAGAAGGUAACAGACAGCAGGUAUUAGGUGGUUUCCCUCCCCUUACGUAGAGUCCCCUUAAAAAUGGAAUUGCCAUACGCGAUGUUUCCUUCAAGUUCACGUUCGAGUUCUUCUCCAUGUCCAGGUUCAGACGAUCACGAUGUAACCACUGAUAGUGAUAAUGUAAACGAGUUCGGAAGACCAGCUACCAAGCGAUUGGCUUCCGGUAACUCUCCAGGAACGAAACAAUUUUUAUCGGAAUGGGUAGGCGAUUGGAAAAGACGAACAGUUGAGCAUCAUUUAAACAUUUAUUAUGAAAAGAAUUAUUUGGAUUGUCCCCUUGAUGUGCUUAAUAAAGUAGGAAAUAUUGAAAAACUGUCCGAUGGACAAAUGACAUACGUUUCUAUGGUGACUUCUUAUUUACAUUUCGACGCAGAGAUGCCAAAGAAGUAUGCACCACCGUAUGCCUUCUAUAGUCAAGAUCUCAAACCAGUAUUUGAUGACAUUCUGGAGAAAGUGAAGACAACACCUGUGGAAGAAGAAAUACAAUUUUCGUUUGCAAGAAUUAAAGUUCAUAGAUUUAUAAAAGAACUUCGAAGACUACUGGAAGUAAUAGAAGAAAAGAAGAAAACAUAUGAUGUUACUUUUAAGGCAAACUAUUCAAGGCUUCUGUGUACUUUUGCUGAAAUGUGUUGUUUGGAAGCAGUGUUGUGUACAUCUGAAGAUCAGACCAUUUGGAAAAAUUUAAGAGGGCGGCAGAUUACAUCAAAACCAGAUUUUCGUUUCUAUAAAUGUGGAAUUCUUGAAUCAGCAUCAGAUGUUGUGAUAUCUGGUAUUGAGGUUAAAAGAGAUUUUGAAGAGUCAUCAGAACGAUCAAAAAGAAAAAAAGAAUUGAGUGAACCUUCAAAGAAAAAGAUGAGAGUUUGCAGUGCAUCAUCCUCUUCCUCUGCCAGCAGUAGCAGUACACAUUCAAAAACAAGGUCUACAAAAUCAAGAACAAGAAAACCACAGGUAGAACUUGUUGAAAAACCCCAAAUAGAACUUGAUUUAAAUAAAAAAGUACUGGGACAGCAUGCUGGAGAACUUUUGUUAGAUCUUGAUAGAUAUCGGGUGUCUAAUGAAAAAUUAGCUGAUUUAAGUAACGUACUGACUAUGCCUGGUAUGAUACUUGAUGGAACUAAGGUAUUUUUUACAUUGUUAGAAAUGACUGUAAAACAUCACACAAGGUUACAUUACAAUCAGAAAUUAGAGGAGGAUGACAGAGCCACAGUGUAUUAUUCAAGACCCCUUGACAUUUUGAUAGAAAAGGACAGACAAAUCUUGAUAGAGAAUUUUGUAAGACUCAAUAACAUUCCUUAGGGAAAUAGAUGAAUUACCUAAAAUGACAGAGCCACAGUUUAUUAUUCACGACCCCUUGACAUUUUGAUAGAAAAGGACAGACAAAUCCUGAUAGAGAAUUUUGUAAGACUCAAUAACAUUCCUUAGGGGAAUAGAUGAAUUACCUAAAAUGACAGAGCCACAGUUUAUUAUUCAAGACCCCUUGACAUAUUGAUAGAAAAGGACAGACAAAUCUUGAUAGAGAAUUUUGUAAGACUCAAUAACAUUCCUUAGGGGAAUAGACAAUGAUAGAUGAAUUAAUUGAAAUAUGUAAGAAAUGUUUUAUUUUAUAUUACUUUACAUUGUUGUAUUUUUAGCUCACCUGGCCCGAAGGGCCAAGUGAGCUUUUCCCAUCACUUUGCGUCCGUCGUCCGUCGUCGUCCGUCGUCUGUCGUCCGUCGUCCGUCGUCGUUGUUAACUUUUACAAAAAUCUUCUCCUCUGAAACUACUGGGCCAAAUUGAACCAAACUUGACCACAAUCAUCAUUGGGGUAUCUAGUUUAAAAAAUGUGUGGCGUGACCCGGUCAACCAACCAAGAUGGCCGCCACGGCUAAAAAUAGAACAUAGGGGUAAAAUGCAGUUUUUGGCUUAUAACUCAAAAACCAAAGUAUUUAGAGGAAAUCUGACAUGGGGUAAAAAUGUUUAGCAGGUCAAGAUCUAUCUGCCCUGAAAUUUUCAGAUGAAUCGGUCAACCCGUUGUUGGGUUGCUGCCCCUGAAUUGGUAAUUUUGUGGAUAUUUUGCAGUUUUUGGUUAUAAUCUUAAAUAUUAUUAUAGAUAGAGAUAAACUGUAAACAGCAAUAAUGUUCAGCAAAGUUAGAUUUACAAAUAAGUCAUCAUGACCGAAAUGGUCAGUUGACCCGUUUAGGAGUUAUUGCCCUUUAUAGUCAAUUUUUAACCAUUUUUCGUAAAUCUUAGUUAUCUUUUACAAAAAUCUUCUCCUCUGAAACUACUGGGCCAAAUUAAUCCAGACUUGGCAACAAUCAUCUUUGGGGUAUCUUGUUUUAAAAAUGUGUCUGGUGACCCGACUAUCAAAUCAAGAUGGCCGCCACAGCUAAAAAUCGAACAUAGGGGUAAAAUGCAGUUUUUGGCUUAUAACUCAAAAACCGAAGCAUUUAGAGCAAAUCCGACAUGAGGUUAAAUUGUUUAACAAAUUAAGAUCUAUCUGCCCUACAAUUUUCAGAUGAAUCUGACAACCCAUUGUUGGGUUGCUGCCCCUGAAUCGGUAAUUUUAAGGAAAUUUUGGUGUUUUUGGUUAUUAUCUUGAAUAUUAUUAUAGAUAGAGAUAAACUGUAAACAGCAAUUAUGUUCAGCAAAGUAAGAUUUACAAAUAAGUGAACAUGACGGAAAUGGUCAAUUGACCCCCUAAGGAGUUAUUGUCCUUUAUAGUCAAUUUUUAACAAUUUUCAUAAAAUUUGUAAAUUUUUAUUAACAUUUUCCACUGAAACUACUGGGCCAAGUUCAUUAUAGAUAGAGAUAAAUGUAAGCAGCAAGACUGUUUAGUAAAGUAAGAUUUACAAACACAUCACCAUCACCAAAACACAAUUUUGUCAUGAAUCCAUCUGCUUCCUUUGUUUAAUAUUCACAUAGACCAAGGUGAGCGACACAGGCUCUUUGGAGCCUCUAGUUUAUACUGCAACUAGCUGUGUGUAUUUUUUAAAUAUAGUAAAAGCAUUAUUUUGUAUCAUGUCAAUUUUAUCAUGAAAUACUUUCUCAACAAUCAGGGGACCAUUAAUGGGUGAAAAUAAGUUUGAAAUUUGUGUAAGGAUUUAAAAAGCUAUCAAUGUAUUCAUUUAAUUUGCAGUAUCAAAAAAAAUAUUAUAUAGCAAACCUAGCAAAAAACUACAUAAAAAUAUGAACUUUUUUGUACUUUGCACAAAACUGGAGAAGGGCAUGGUAGAACAUCGCACUUCCCUCGUUUCUCAGCCUCAUACAAAAAAGUUAUAUUUUCCAGACAUUGACCUAAUGUUGUAUAUAUAUUAAAAUGUGUUUGAUGUUAUGGUUUGUCUGGAGACAAAAUGUUAUUUAAUUCAAUGCAGUACCAACCACAGGUUAUAAUGCAGCCAAAUCAAACACUGUGAUUUCGCAAUGUUGCUUAUGAUAAGCAUAAAAAAUUUGUGAAAAAUGUC